GGAAGCUCCUUAGGGACAGACCACCUUUUGUGUGCCUGUUUAUGUUGUGUACACUCAUUUGCAGAUGAAACACACAAUAAUUGUAGAUUUUCUUCGUUGUGUGUGCACUAAACCAGCAGCCCCACAGGGAUGAGUGUGUGUGCAGUUGUUAGUGCAGAGCUGGGCUGUCAGAGUCACCAUGAGAGGGAGGGACUUCGGCAGCAGGACAAUGCUGGUGUUUGUGCAACGGCUACUGAGUGGCGGCUGGGCUUCUCAGACCGCUCUCGCUUGACUACCAUUUCUGUGAGUAUUGUUUUGGGGAAAGAAAAGUGGACAGCUUGAUCCUGCAUGUGGGACGCGCCAACAAAGACCGUCGUGGGGAGAGCCAUUUGGAUGUGACGAGCAGCAAAGGACGCAGAUCCAGAUCAGUUCCUUUGGGCCGCUGCAGAAAACAAGCCUCCACCUCUGAGGGAGGGAAAGAGGAAGAGGAGGGAGACGGGGAGGAGCAGAGGAGGACAGGAGUCGAAGGCCUGGACGAGGAGCCCUUAAACAGCCAAGAUGGGAGAAAAGAGAGUUAGUCUCCCUGCUAAGCUGAUUAACGGGGGCGUGGCAGGCCUGGUUGGUGUGACAUGUGUAUUUCCUAUUGACCUGGCAAAAACCCGCCUCCAGAACCAGCAGGGCAUCCAAGUCUAUAAAGGAAUGUUCGACUGCCUAGCCAAGACGAUACGAUCAGAGGGGUAUUUUGGAUGCUACAGAGGUGCAGCAGUGAACCUCACACUGGUCACACCAGAAAAAGCCAUCAAACUGGCAGCUAAUGACGUGUUCAGACAGCAGCUCUCGAAGGAUGGGCGCUUACCCCUGUGGGGCGAGGUGCUGGCCGGGUGUGGAGCUGGGACUUGUCAGGUGGUGGUCACCACUCCCAUGGAGAUGCUCAAAAUACAGCUGCAAGACGCAGGGAGGCUCGCUGCACAGAGACCCGUAGCAGCUCCAGCUCAACCUGCUGCUCCUGGUCCAGCUCCACCACUUGUGGCCCCCCCACCACAAACCCAAUCCUCCCGUCCACAGCGGCCCUCCGCUACUGGCAUCACCGUGGAGCUGCUGAAGACUCGGGGCUUGACUGGCCUCUACAGGGGCGCAGGAGCUACCUUGAUGAGGGACGUCCCCUUCUCAAUGAUCUACUUCCCCUUGUUUGCCAACCUCAAUGCUCUGGGCCGGGAGAGCGCCGGCGGCCAGGCUGAUGUGCAGGCUCAGGCGUCGUUCUGGCAGUCCUUCAUGGCGGGCUGCUGCGCCGGAUCAGUUGCAGCCGUUGCAGUCACACCGCUGGACGUCAUCAAGACCCGUCUGCAAACGUUGCAAAAAGGCGAGGGCGAGGACACGUACAGAGGAAUCCUUGACUGCACCAGACGCAUCAUGAGGCGAGAAGGCCCAUCAGCAUUCCUGAAGGGUGCAACGUGUCGUGCUUUAGUCAUUGCUCCUCUCUUUGGUAUUGCACAAGGGGUGUAUUUUCUAGGGGUAGGCGAGAUGGUUCUGGGCUUGUUGGGAUAGCAAUCAUCAGAAUUUGUGGAGGCAAACGUUUAGUUUCUGUUGAAAAAAAAAUAAAGGGCCACCCUGCUUUAAUCUGCACAGAUUUAAUCAGAAUAAGAGCAGAGAAACACAAACACUCCGCUAACCAAAGGAAGAGAUUAUUCAGAUGCGUACUUACUAUUAAUCAGUUUCUAGAUGUUUGAGUGCUGUUAGCAGGGCUGGGUCAAUGAAACACGGUCCUAAAUGCAUCUAAUCUGAGAAGCAGCAGUGUCGGUUAGCCUAAAGGGGCUGCUUGGUGCAAUAUGUCUAAGCUCACUUCUUCCACCUGAUGCAGGAUUAUUCUGUCUGGCUGUAAUGAAAGAAUGUUAUUGUUGAGGUUGCUGACCAAUCGGACCUCUCCGACCAUGCUUCUACUUAUGAAAGUAACUAAAAUGUCGUGCUGCCAGAUGUCAGCGACCUGAUUGGAUAGUUAGUUUGUUUUCUUUUCCAGAACAAAAGCUUGACAACCAUCUGCUGACUCUUAUGCAUUCCUCCCGCUCCAUCCUGUAGGUCAGGGUUGUAAUCUCGGGAGACUUUUGCAGGACUGGGAAGUGCUCCCUGCCAAUCUCUCUAAGGUCGUUGGUUAAUCUGAUGGUAAUUCUUUAAUCCCUGUGAUUGCGUACGAUACACCUUUACACAUGGCUCACUUCCUGCUACUAUCACGUUAUCGACAAGUUUAAAUAAAAACAAAGAUGGGUAAUCUCAUUCUUGUUGGGGUUCAAAUGAAUGGGGUGUGCACAAAUUUAAAUGCAUUCAACACCUUAUUGCUGUUCCGUUCUAAAGGAUCAAAACUGUUCAUCUUGAGCAAAUUAAAUAAAACGGGUGGUGAAAUGGUUUUUCCCAGUAUGAAGAUAAUUAUACAUGUUAGACGCUAGCAGGAAGUAUUGCACCUUGUCUUGCCAACAUUUAGUACUUCAUCCAACAAGGUGGCACUAAAAGCAGACUUUUUUAUUAGUUCCACGGGCAAUCACCUUCACCUCAGUGUAGACAGAACAUAGCCUGAUAAACAGUUUGUUUACUGAAUGUAAAUAAAAAAAUGGCAUGCAUGCUGAA
Messenger RNA from Nothobranchius furzeri (turquoise killifish), 2595 nucleotides. RefSeq names its product solute carrier family 25 member 18 (gene slc25a18). Lineage: Eukaryota; Metazoa; Chordata; Actinopteri; Cyprinodontiformes; Nothobranchiidae. The record is from RefSeq and is a predicted model, not a curated record. Gene Ontology annotation, molecular function: L-aspartate transmembrane transporter activity; L-glutamate transmembrane transporter activity. Gene Ontology annotation, biological process: malate-aspartate shuttle; L-glutamate transmembrane transport; aspartate transmembrane transport.